Messenger RNA from Aureobasidium subglaciale EXF-2481, 315 nucleotides. RefSeq lists its product as uncharacterized. The record is from RefSeq and is a predicted model, not a curated record. The coding region runs from base 1 to 315 and encodes 104 amino acids. The transcript has a single exon. Lineage: Eukaryota; Fungi; Ascomycota; Dothideomycetes; Dothideales; Saccotheciaceae.
AUGGCCUGCUGUUGUAUCGCUUGGUUCUUCUGCCACUCUCCCAUCAUAUUAAUGCAAUCCGAAACGACUCUUACACUCUUGCGUGCUAGCAAUGACACCGACCUUCAGGAGGUAGUUCGCAAGCUCGAGACGAGUAGCGACCUCAUCGUGGCAGGCACUGUCAAGGAAAAAUAUCAGGUCCGCAAGAUUCAUAAGCAGAUCAAGUUGAUCAUCGACAUCCUCGCUUGGUAUAGAAAAUGCCUUGAACCACAGCGCAGCCAUUUGCGCGGAGUUUGUAAGCUGGAGGACCUAAGAACCAAGAUCACUGAAAAUUGA